Molecule: messenger RNA, 1098 nt
Organism: Komagataella phaffii GS115
Lineage: Eukaryota; Fungi; Ascomycota; Pichiomycetes; Pichiales; Pichiaceae
Product: Subunit of tRNA (1-methyladenosine) methyltransferase
Exons: 1
Coding region: 1-1098 (365 amino acids)
Biological process (GO): tRNA methylation
Cellular component (GO): tRNA (m1A) methyltransferase complex; nucleus
Source: RefSeq, a predicted model, not a curated record
AUGUCGUUCCUGUAUUAUAAAGACGUUAUAGAGGAAGAGGACUUGGUAAUGGCAUUUAUAUCGAGGAAUGACAUUAAGCCUAUGAUAGUCAAAUCCGGGGAAACCUUAAACACACGUUACGGUGUGUUUCCACAUGAUUUGAUGAUUGGAGCCCGUUAUGGAGAACAAAUAGCCAGCGCUAAGGGAUACGGUUUCAUUCAUUUGCUUCAGCCUACCCCAGAGCUAUGGACCCUAUCUUUACCCCAUAGAACUCAGAUUGUAUAUACCUUUGAUAGUUCAUAUGUUGUGCAGAGGUUACGAGUUCUUCCAGGUAGUCGAGUGAUUGAGGCUGGUACGGGAUCUGGGUCUUUCAGUCAUGCUUUUGCCCGUACGAUACACAGCAAUGGACGUCUCUUCAGCUAUGAGUUUCAUAAGCCACGUUAUGAAGAGGCCAAGGGGGAGUUUGAAUGUCACAAGUUGCCCAAUAUCACCUUAACUCAUCGAGAUGUAUGCACAGACGGAUUCAAAGUUGAUGGAGUCAACGUGGAUGGUGAUGCCGUAUUUUUAGAUCUCCCAGCUCCUUGGGAAGCAAUUGAGCAUCUUGAUGAAGUAGUGGCAAAGGAUCGUCGGGUGUCCAUAUGCUGUUUCUCCCCGUGUAUAGAACAAGUUGUGAAAACGAUAGAAGCAUUAACGGCGAAAAACUGGAAUGGCAUUGAAAUGGUUGAAGUUUCUGGACGUAAGUGGGAAGCUCAUCGUGAGAUGGUGAGAGAUGUGGAUGAAGCGGUCGCUCGUCUGAAAGAUAUCAAAAAGAGGGCAGUAGCAGGCCUGGAACGCAAGAGAAAAUUGAAUCAGACCUCUGAUGAAUUUGAGAAUGAGGAUAUUGACAUCCAAACCACUGAAGAAAAUGACAUUUCUCAUAAGGAGCCUGCUGGGAAAGGUGAAACUGAUCUUAAACCAAAGUCGGACCAAAAUACCAAGGAUCGUGGGUAUAAUCCGUUUGGCAAAGGUAUGCGUAUACGAGAAGGUGAUCCGGCAUAUAAUUGGAUCAAUGUUACACGUUCAGAACCUGAAGUCAAGUCGCACACAUCCUAUUUGACAUUUGCCUAUAGAAAUCAAUAG